This is a messenger RNA of Chiroxiphia lanceolata (lance-tailed manakin), 2933 nucleotides long. Its product is annotated as deoxyribodipyrimidine photo-lyase-like. The coding region runs from base 16 to 1683 and encodes 555 amino acids. Gene Ontology annotation, molecular function: deoxyribodipyrimidine photo-lyase activity. The transcript has 10 exons. Gene Ontology annotation, biological process: photoreactive repair. NCBI's taxonomy places the organism in Eukaryota, Metazoa, Chordata, Aves, Passeriformes, Pipridae. The record is from RefSeq and is a predicted model, not a curated record.
UGAAAGGCUAAGCUCAUGACUCUGCUGGGGAUGGUGCAACAUUACCACCGCCAUGAGCUGCCCAAGCCUCGCAUCAGCCAUGGAUCAUCAGAACUAGGGAUUUUCCACCCUGCAUGGAUCAAGCACCGGCCGCUCGCAACCACGGUGCUCCGGGCGCUGGCCCGGGCGGUCCUGAGGAUGCCGCGGGGACAAGGGAAGCGAAAGGCCGAGGUCACGGAGGUGCCUCGCGUGUCUCGGAGGAGGACGGAGGAAGAGGAGGCGAUGCAGGAGGCCCGGCGGAGGGCGGCCCCGUCCGUGCGAGAGUUCAAGUACAACAAAAAGCGGGUUCGCCUCGUCUCGCAGGGCUCGGACCUGAAGGAUAAUGCUCGGUGCAUCCUUUACUGGAUGUGCCGGGAUCAGCGGGUACAAGAUAACUGGGCUUUCCUCUACGCCCAGCGCCUGGCCCUCAAACAGGAGCUGCCCCUGCACAUCUGCUUCUGUCUGGUGCCCAAAUUCCUGGAGGCCACCAUCCGGCACUACGAUUUCAUGCUGAGAGGCCUGCAGGAGGUGGCCGAGGAGUGUGCAGAGCUGAACAUCUCCUUCCACUUGCUGCUGGGCUACCCCAAGGACGUGCUGCCUGCGUUUGUGGUGGAGCGUGGUGUGGGUGGGCUGGUGACAGACUUCAGUCCCCUCCGCCUCCCCCGGCAGUGGGUGGAGGACGUCAGGGAACAGUUGCCAGAGGAUGUGCCAUUUGCACAGGUUGAUGCCCACAACAUUGUGCCCUGCUGGGUUGCCUCCCCCAAGCAGGAAUACAGCGCCAGGACCAUUCGGGGCAAGAUCCACGCUCAGCUCCCUGAGUUCCUCACGGAGUUCCCCCCUGUUGUUCGUCACCCAUAUCCCCCGUCCUGCCCAGCAGAGCCCAUUGCUUGGGAGGCCUGUUAUUCCAGCUUGCAGGUAGACCACACCGUGAAGGAGGUGGACUGGGCAACCCCUGGCACAGCUGCAGGGCUGGCUGUGCUGAAAUCCUUCAUCACAGAGCGGCUGAAAUCCUUUGGCUCCCACCGGAACGACCCCAACAAAGCAGCUCUCAGCAACCUGUCCCCAUGGUUCCACUUUGGCCAGGUUUCCACCCAGCGAGUCAUCCUGGAGGUGCAGAAGCACCGGCGCAAGUACAAGGAGUCGGUGGAUGCGUUCGUGGAGGAGGCCGUGGUGCGCCGGGAGCUGGCUGAAAACUUCUGCUACUACAACGAGAACUACGACAGUGUGCAGGGUGCCUACGACUGGGCACAAACCACCCUGAAACUCCACGCCAAAGACAAGAGGCCUUAUAUCUACAGUCUGCAGGAGCUGGAGCAGGGGACCACACACGACCCACUCUGGAAUGCUGCCCAGCUCCAAAUGGUCCGGGAGGGGAAGAUGCACGGCUUCCUGCGGAUGUACUGGGCUAAGAAGAUCCUGGAGUGGACCCACUCCCCUGAGGAGGCCCUGAAGUUUGCCAUCUACCUUAAUGACCGCUACGAGCUGGACGGGAGGGACCCCAACGGAUACGUAGGCUGCCUGUGGUCCAUCUGUGGAAUACACGACCAGGGCUGGGCAGAGCGGGCCAUCUUUGGGAAGAUCCGCUACAUGAACUACGCCGGCUGCAAGCGCAAGUUUGACGUGGACCAGUUCGAGCGUCGCUACGCCCCCACACACUCCCAGUGACAGGCACAGCGUGCCUUGAGAGGGCUCGUGCCCCUCUGUGCUGGGGCAGAUGUGCCUUUGCCAAGGUGCCACCCUGCAGAGAUCACCCAGGGCAGGGAUCACCCUGGGUGCUGUUGGAGGGCUGUAACAGCAGCAAGCCCCAGGGUUUUGCAGGUCUCUUCUCUGCCAUCACCCCCUGCUCAAGCUGCCAUGCUGGGACAGCUGCUGGCGUCCUCUGGAGUCCUCUCCUGGGAGCUGUGAGAGCCCAUGCUCAGUGUGCCUGGACUGCCAAAAACCUUUUCUAUAACCGCCACGCUCAGGAUAGACCAGGUCACCGUUGCUGCUGCUAACCACAGCUUAGAUUUCAGCUGAGCAGGGUUUUUCUGGGGAAAAAGCCCUCAAAAAGUGGCUUGUGGUGGAGCCAGUGCUGGGCUGGGUGGCAGAUGCAUCUUUUAACAGUUGUUUUACAGUUUACAGUUUCUAUCACCUGUGUUGAUGGUGUUUAUGGGGCGAUGCACAACACUGCUGCGAGGGAAUGGGAAUGGCUGGGCUGCAUGGAAUGGGAAUGCAACCAGGGACAGAGCAGCCAAGGCCACGCCCCUGGGCUCCUCUGCCAGCAGUAAAGGCAGGCUGAGGAAGGGGACAGGCAAUACAGACAGCCCCUCACGCAGUGGCUUGUACCUCCUGCCCUAAGUCCAGUGGGCAGUUUGCAGGAAGAGGCCACAAACCAGAUGACUUAGCCAAGGGGCGGUGACAAUAACCCCCUCCCAGUGACAUCUGGGGACGCAUCACCAGCUGCACCAGCUGUCCCCCCCACUGCUCCCUGCCAUCAGCAGCACUCCCUGCCUGCCCCAUGAAUUCAAAGCGGGAUAUACACCAUUACCCCACCUGAAAUGUCACAACACAACUGAACCCCUUAUUAACUUAGUUUAUUAAGGACGGCAUUUUAAUUGCUAUGCUGUGCAACAAUAAUCCCAUGGGGAAGGCUCCAGCUGACAGCUAGAGCAGCCCCCCCUCUCCCUCACAAAGAGCUCACUGCCUUGGCCAGGCCCAGUGUUAGUUGUAGCAGUCAGUGCUGGGCACAGUCUUGCCCUGGAGACCUCUGCCAGGUUUGCAAGUCCUGCUGCUUCCAGACACAGUCCAUGGCAGAGGAUGGAAACCAUAACUAAGCCAGAACUCCUUCCCUCUUUUAAUGUACUCAGUGCUUCUAGAAAGGGAUGCAGGCAGCCACUCAGCUGCAGUCCCAUGACAAUAAAGUGCUUCAAACAAAA